AUGGUUCGAAUUCUCUAUGCGCCGUACACAGACAUCGCCUCCUUCACCAGCAUGUGUGGUCAGGUUCCGCCCCACCGAGUCAUGGCGUUCCUCAACGACCUCUUCACCACUUUUGACCAGCUGGUGGAGAAGCAUCAAGUUUACAAGGUCGAGACCAUCGGAGGUACGGCAUUGUCCGUUACAGAGGCCGUGGAUCCCCUGCACGCGCACAAGGUCUUUGCAUUCGCCGCCGACAUGUUGGAAGCGGCUCGCUGCGUGAUGAUGCCCGGUACCGGCCAGCCUGUACGACUGCGAGUAGGCAUCCACAGCGGCCCCGUCAUGAGCGGCAUCGUGGGGCGGAAGAUGCCCCGUUUUUGUCUGUUUGGCGACACAGGUGUGUGA
Molecule: messenger RNA, 381 nt
Organism: Volvox carteri f. nagariensis
Lineage: Eukaryota; Viridiplantae; Chlorophyta; Chlorophyceae; Chlamydomonadales; Volvocaceae
Gene: cyc45
Product: guanylyl and adenylyl cyclase family member
Exons: 2
Coding region: 1-381 (126 amino acids)
Biological process (GO): intracellular signal transduction; cGMP biosynthetic process; receptor guanylyl cyclase signaling pathway
Molecular function (GO): peptide receptor activity; guanylate cyclase activity
Source: RefSeq, a predicted model, not a curated record